AUGGCUCUCUCUUCAAACGACAAAGCCCUGCGGCUCUUUCCCAAGUCAUACCUUGUGCCAUCCAUCAUCACGAAGAUUGUUUGGGCCAUACGUCCGCCUUAUUGCAAAGAAGUCAAGUUCAGCUCCGUCCCGGAGCUACACGAGGUCAUACGCGCAACACAGCAGAUCAGCACUGGUCCCGAAGCAACGGAAACACCACGCUUCGUAUUCUCCUGCGGCCAGAGAUUCCGCAAGAUAAAACUGGCACCGCCCAACACAACAUACUCUAGCCCCAACCGCCACGCGAAACCUGCAAGUCGGGCUGGAUUAAAGGCGGCCGAUGUUUCCGAACGUCAGCAUCCGGGGAUGUCGGGUACACCGGGCAGGUCCCGAGUCCCAGCUAACGGCUGGGUGGUGCUCCUUGUCCCAUGUCCCAACCUCCCAUCGUAUGGCACUACGGCUCCAGACAUCCAAGUUUCUGGGAGAGCACAAUGUCCCACAAUCCUACUUCCCAACGUCACUCAACGCGUAAAGGUGGCGGGAGUACACACGAUGGAAGAAGUUCACGCGGUGAAGAGACUUUGUACAUGGCACCUCCAUGAUUUCCUCACUGCCAAGUGCUCCUCCAAGAUAGUACCCCCUACUUUCAUAUGGGAACACAUACUCGCCCCUCGAGACAACCAGCAACUCAGGCCACCGCCAAUGAAAGCCAGUUCCGAUGCAUCUCUAUCUCAACACGAAGUUAGCGAAGGCAAGACAUGGCAUCGUGAGACGCAGUGGUUCUCGUGUCAGUUGGUACAUGAGCCCCCGAUGGCUGGACAUCCUACCGAUGAUGACACUUGGAAGACGUCUCGACUGGAACCGAUCCUCAUCCUCAGUCUUCACAUCACUGCUCUUCCCAGAGAUCCUCUUGCCCCCUAUUCUACUCCCUUUACCCAAAGCACUUCGAUCGUUUCUAAACAAACCGCAACCAUGAAGGUUCUGUCAGUGCUUGCGGCCCUCACCGUGGUCACGACCGCUGCUGCUGCCACGGUCGACCGCAGGGACACCGGGAACACGGUGGCCAAGUACAGGAGAACCGAGUACGGCGAUUACAAGGACGACUACAAGAAGGACGUCGACUACAAAGACGACGACGAUGAUUAUAAGAAGUACGACGAUUA
Molecule: messenger RNA, 1142 nt
Organism: Sodiomyces alkalinus F11
Lineage: Eukaryota; Fungi; Ascomycota; Sordariomycetes; Glomerellales; Plectosphaerellaceae
Exons: 8
Source: RefSeq, a predicted model, not a curated record